Diaporthe batatas is the source of this 1539-nucleotide messenger RNA. RefSeq lists its product as uncharacterized. Gene Ontology annotation, biological process: glycerol catabolic process. The transcript is spliced from 6 exons. Gene Ontology annotation, cellular component: cytosol. The record is from RefSeq and is a predicted model, not a curated record. NCBI's taxonomy places the organism in Eukaryota, Fungi, Ascomycota, Sordariomycetes, Diaporthales, Diaporthaceae. Gene Ontology annotation, molecular function: glycerone kinase activity. The coding region runs from base 1 to 1539 and encodes 512 amino acids.
AUGCUCGAUGUUGCCGUUGCUGGUAACAUAUUCGCCUCGCCGUCGGCGCCGCAGAUCUUGGCCGGAAUUCGGGCGCUUGAGUCUCCCCAGGGAACACUCCUUAUAACCAAGAACUAUACCGGCGACAAGCUGAAUUUUGGUCUGGCCGCGGAACAAGCUAAGGCCGAGGGACGAGAUGUCCGUGUUGUUUUUGUCGGCGACGAUGUAUCAAUCAAAAACAACCAACUUGUUGGCCGGCGUGGCCUGGCUGGAACUAUCUUCGUGCACAAGACUGCCGGCGCAGCAGCUGCUCAAGGGAUGAGUCUGACCGAGGUCACUCGCAUCGCCCAGAAGACUGCAGACUCCCUUGCAACGGUGGCGAUGAGCCUUGACCGGUGUAAUGUUCCGCAACGCGAGGGGCAAGACUCGGAGUGUCUCAGCCCUGGGAUAGUUGAGUACGGCAUGGGAAUACACAAUGAACCAGGAGCCGAACGUGCCAAAAUCGCCCCAUUGGAAGAUAUGGUGGCAAAGCUAUUAACGAUGCUGUUGGAAGGCCUAAAUGGUUGCACGGACUGUGCCGCAGCUGUCAUGGUCAACAAUCUGGGUGGCUUGAGUGUCCUCGAGCUUCACAUUGUUGCCGAUGAGAUCCUGCGCCAACUCAGCCUUACCGCAAUCGAGAUACACCGAGUCUUCAUCGGCAGCUAUGUCACUGCUCUUGACGGUCCCGGUGUCUCCCUAACCCUCCUCAAGCUUGACUCUGAGCUUGAAAAGCUGAUCGACGCUCCAACCGCGGUGAAUGCAUGGCCUAAGUCUGUAUCUGGCUACUCCAAGGAAGGCCUAGACCAGCAAAUUGUACCAGAUCAAGGCGUUGCUGCUAUACAACCAAGUGGCCUUCCCAAACUACCAUUUUCGCGAAAGCUUUUAAUCAGUAUUUUAUUGGGAGUGGCUCUCCAAGUCAAAGCUGAUGAACCAUUGAUCACCAAAUAUGACACCAUUGCCGGCGACGGUGACUGUGGUGAAACCCUCAUGGCUGGCGCGAAUGGCAAACUAGCACUCCUCAUCUAUGGGCAAAACACAUCAUCCGAUGAUUUCGACUUGGCAGUCGCGUUCCGGGAGAUUGCAUCGGUCAUCCAAGAGACCAUGGGUGGUACGUCAGGUGCAAUUUACGCGAUCUUCCUCAACGCAGUGUCCACAGCUCUAGAAAAUUUCGCCGGCCCUGCAAACAGGCCGCCUUACUCCAGGGUCCUUGCCGACGCACUGGCGCAGGGUCUGGGAGAAUUGUGCACAUAUACCAGCGCAAAGCAAGGUUCAAGAACAAUCAUGGAUGCUCUGAUUCCCUUCGUCAAGACUUUGCACCAGAACCCACACGAUCUGCGGGCUGCGAUUUCAGCCGCCAGGACCGGCGCGGAGGGGACCAGGCGGAUGGAGGCUAAGCUGGGACGGGCAAGCUACGUGACAAAGGAGCAGUUCGAUUCGCUGAAGGAUGGGGUUCCCGAUCCUGGGGCGAUUGGAGUUGUGAGCGUGUUAGAAGGUAUUGAAGCAGGGCUUGUCGUAAAGUGA